Pelobates cultripes (western spadefoot toad) is the source of this 18792-nucleotide messenger RNA. The record is from the annotation of a GenBank genome assembly. Lineage: Eukaryota; Metazoa; Chordata; Amphibia; Anura; Pelobatidae.
GUGGAGUGGAGCUUCGUGCUCAGAGAUAGUCGGGUCACAGGACAUUGAGAAGUGAGAGAUCCACAGUCCGGGCUCAGGGUAAGCGGCUCCAUACUAAUGCAGACCCAGAUACUCAGCACCGCUAUAUAAUGUGAUCUAUACAAGGCUGGCCCCCAUAGGCUUUAAUAACCACAACUACUAGUGUACUCCUGGCUGAACUUAAUGGGGGUUGUCUCCCCUCGGCUGUCUGAGUGUGAUCGCUGCCUAGCAAGGAGAGAGCGAGGGCAGAGGGUCAUAUGUCGGUGACACCGCCUAGAUGGAAAGCGAUCUAGGGAUUUAUCUCGGCGAGGGGUGAGAGACUCCUGUAGGUGAGGGGUGAGAGACUACUUUAGGUAAGGGUCCUGGGUUGACUCCUGUAUGGGAGGGGUAACUAGGUGCUGGGGGUGACUCCUGUGUGUGAGGGGUGACUUGGUGCUGGGGGUGACUCCUGUAUGUGAGGGGUGACUUGGUGCUUGGGGUGACUCCUGUAUGUGAGGGGUAACUAGGUGCUGGGGGUAACUCCUGUAUGGGAGGGGUGACUCCUGUUUGUGGGGGGUGACUUGGUGCUGGGGGUAACUAGGUGCUGGGGGUGACUGCUGUAGGUGAGGGGUGACUUGGUGCUGGGGGUGACUCCUGUAUGUGAGGGGUGACUUGGUGCUGGGGGUGACUCCUGUAUGUGAGGGGUGACUCCUGUAUGUGAGGGGUAACUAGGUGCUGGGGGUAACUCCUGUAUGGGAGGGGUGACUCCUGUUUGUGGGGGGUGACUUGGUGCUGGGGGUAACUCCUGUAUGUGAGGGGUAACUAGGUGCUGAGGGUGACUUGCGCUGGGGUGACUCCUGUAUGUGAGGGGGGUGACUUGGUGCUGGGGGUAACUCCUGUAUGUGAGGGGUGACUCCUGUAUGUGUGAGGGGUAACUAGGUGCUGGGGGUGACUCCUGUAUGUGAGGGGUGACUUGGUGCUGGGGGGUAACUCCUGUAUGUGAGGGGUGACUCCUGUAUGUGUGAGGGGUAACUAGAUGCUGGGGGUGACUCCUGUAGGUGAGAAGUGACUUGGUGCUGGGGGUGACUCCUGUAGGUGAGGAGUGACUUGGUGCUGGGGGUGACUCCUGUGUGUGAGGGGUGACUUGGUGCUGGGGGUAACUCCUGUAUGUGAGGGGUGACUUGGUGCUGGGGGUGACUCCUGCAUGUGUGAGGGGUGACUUGGUGCAGGGGGUGACUCCUGUAUGUGAGGGUUGACUUGGUGCUGGGGGUGACUCCUGUGUGUGAGGGGUGACUUGGUGCUGGGGGUGACUCCUGUAUGUGUGAGGGGUAACUAGGUGCUGGGGGUGAUUCCUGUAUGUGAGGAGUGACUUGGUGCAGGGGGUGACUCCUGUAUGUGACGGGUGACUUGGUGCUGGGGAUAACUCCUGUAUGUGAGGGGUGACUUGGUGCUGGAGGUGACUCCUGUAUGUGUGAGGGGUAACUAGGUGCUGGGGGUGACUCCUGUAGGUGAGGAGUGACUUGGUGCAGGGGGUGACUCCUGUAUGUGAGGGGUGACUCCUGUAGGUGGGGGCUGUUAGUGAGGGAUACUUUGGGGGGCUGUGAGGUACAGCUUUAGGUGAGUAGUGGUCGGAGUGCUGUGAGUUCCUCUUUAAGGUGAGGGAUCCCUGGGGGUCUGUUUGUGAAGGGUGGAUGGGGAGGCUGUAAAUUAGUCCUUUAGAUGAGGGCUGUUUGGGGGUUGUGGGUGACUCCUUUAUGUUAUGGGGGCUGUAGGUGAGGUGUGAGGGUGCAGAUCGAGCUGUUUAUGGAGCUUGCUGAGAAACAUGCUGUAACCAUGUGAGUGCCAAGACUGUGUCAGGGGGCAUUGUGUUUGGGAACAUUUCCAGCGCUCAGAGAGUUAAAUGGAACGUGCGUGAAGGUGUAUACAUUGUUUCAGACAGCUAGCUCUCACUAUGGGCUGUCACAUGAAUGGGAUAUGUGCAAAUGAUCUUUGAUUUACUAACGUGGCGAGCUCUAUGGCGGAGCCGACCGAUCUCUCUCUGGGUGCUGGAUUUUAUAAACCACAAAUUACUGUGCUUUGUGGUAUGCAUAUGUAUCCAUAUAUCCCCUGAUAUCUGGCAUGUUAUACACAGCUAUCGCUCUAUCACAUAAUAUAUUUAUACAGCGCUUUGUGGUGUUGCUGAACUUUCUGCACAGUUCUAUUUAUUUAAUAGCAAUCUCUAAAUGUUGUCAUCGUGUACACGGCUAUCUUACAGUCUGUAUAAACAGUGCUGUGUAGACUUUGUGUAGAGGUAUGGCUAAUCCUUGGCAGCUAUGGCUCUGACAUGAUAUACAUGGCUAUCUGACUGACCUGUCACUAGCAUGUCUCUUGCAUGAUGUAUCCACUCCCAGAUAUCUGUCUGACUUCCUACAUAAAGAAUACCUAGUGCUGUCUAUUGUUUUAUUUGUAGGACGGUCUUUUUCUAUGUGUCUGUUUACACAGCUAUGUUUAGCAGCCAAGCUGUAUGCACACACCUAUCUCCCAAUUCUCAAGUCUCUGUAUAGACAGCUAUAUCUACUAUAUCUGGCAUUAUGUACACAGCUAUCAUUGGUUUAUUACAGCUCCCUCCAACACAUCUUGUUUGUGCAUGCUGGUCACAACUCUCUCUAAACCUAACACCACUAAACUUUGUUCUGGAGAAUGCAGUGGACUUUAAAGGGGACUUAAUGUGUUCUAAAAUGGAAUUAUAUAUGCUAACAGUGAGAAAUAAAUAGGGCAAAGAUUAUUUUUGACUAUAUUCAGUUUGACUUUGUAAACCAUGGAUGAUAAACUCCAGACACUUCAGUAGUUUUCUCUAGAAUGUGAAAUGUCUAAAAUUAAAAGUGAAUUUAAAAUUUUGGGCCAAAAUUGCUGAGCUAGACCUAAAAUCUGAAAUGCAAUCGGAAUUGACAUUUAAUUCCAGUUUCAAAUCACACUUUAUUUAAAACCCCUAUGUGUCACUCAUGCCAGGUCACUGGUUGAUUGACUGGCCUGUCUGAUGUUUGUAAAAAUGAUCAAACCAUUUUGAAAGUUUUGCAUAUUUGUUUAUAUAUAGUUUGGAAUGUCUGGAUAUUAUCUGUUUGCUUGUACUGUAAAACUCUAUCAAUCGUAUUUGUGUUUUGCUUACUAAAUGUUUAAUUGUAAAAUAAACCUAAUUAUUACUAUAAUCAAAAAUACCAAUGAUGGGGAAAAAAAACUGAAUUUAAGUUUUUUUUUUGUUUCAUACUUAAAAUACCUCCCUAGCCUCGUGUUUAUAAUUUCAGUUUCGGUUUAGUAUAAUUAAUUGUUUAUUGAAUAUACCCUUAAAAAGUAAUGUUUCCCAUAUGUAUCAUUACAUGAUUACCUGUGUUUACAGAAUUAUGUUUAUAUAGACUUUAGUCUAAUGGUGUGUAUACUGUACAGUUAUUUUGAUGGCACUUUGCAUCCAUUUACAAAGCAAUUACCAACAUUAUGUUAAAACCCGUUAUAAGUGACUUCAGAGGCAUUAUAAAAGUAAUUUCUUAUGUUUAAUACAUAGAAUGUCUACAUAGAUGCAUUUGGUUGAUUAUAAAUAAUUUAUAAUUAGAUAUAAAUUUAUAUACAAGUAAGUGUGCAUACUUCUAACAUUUAUGAUAUCCUUGAUUACGUCUUUUAUUAUGGCAAGGCCAUAAAUAUCCAUAUAUACAUACAAAAUACUAAAUAUAUAUUUAUAGGCCAAGAAAGUUUAAUAAUAUCUCAGGAAACCGAAACCAGUUUUCCACCUUAGCAUUGUUAACUAUUUAAGGGUAAAAAACCUCCUAGUUUUUCAAUACAUAACUCAGUCUCGCACAAUCUUUGUUUAAUCAGAAUUGCAUACUGCCACAUAUAAUUAUUGUAGCACUUUCUAGAGUAAGCAUUUACAUAUAACUUAUUUUAAAAGGGAAAUAUCCACUUACAAAUCAGUUUGCAUGCUGGGUGACCAAAUUUGUGUCACCUCAAGUCUUUGUAUUAUAAUUUGUUUUCUAUGACUUUUAUUCAAGGUCCCAGCACAUAUUGCACACACUGCAGGUACACUUAGAGGCCUAAUUGUGUGAUUUAACUAUCAUUGUGUACAUGGACAAAUUACUUGCCAAACAGCUGAUAAGGGACACAAACCACAGGAAACACUGAAGGUUGACAGAAAUUCAGAGCAAAUAAGGGAGAUUUUAUCUCCAAAAAUGUGAUAACAUUUUAACCUUGUGUCUUUUGGGAAAGUAUGCUUAGUGUGUUAAGGGUUAAAAGAAGUCCUCUAGGGCAAUUAUAAAUCUAAAUAUUUGCCCAGGUAAUAGGGGGGAGGGUCUUUACUUCUUAUAUACUGCAGGUAUUUGCAUAACGAAAUGUCAGCUUUCCUUUCAUUUGUGGCAUUGAUUACAGUGUCCUGUGGUUUUAGAAUAGGGUUUGUGCAAUGUUGUUUUUUUCUUUGUAGGUUGCUAAGUAAAUUGUUUUUUUUUUUCUUUUUAACUCUGUAAUGAGGGGUAUAGAAAUCCUAACAUGUGAUCACAUUUGUGUAUACACCUUGUGCAUUAUAAUGUAUUCAAUGAGGCUAUAUUAAAAUUUGCAAACUCUAUGAAAAAAAAACACUUUCUGAUUCCACAAUACCUCAUUAACACAGUUUAUAUAGUGUAGUGAAAAAAAUCCCUGGAGCUACAACAUGGAAUCCUUGGGACCUCUCCUGUAAUGAUUGGACAGGGUUAUUAACACUUCUCCUGCCAGAGGGCCCAAUAACAUUAUAUCCGGAAAGGAAUUCAAAUGAGAAACCUUGAAGGAAGACUUCAGGACAAAUGAGAGAAAUAGGGAAUAACAAGUGCAGAAUGGGAGAGGCCAAAAAAAUGAAGAUGAAAUGAAAGGGAGGGAGAGAGUCAGCAGGGGAGAUGGGAAUAGAAUAGCUGCUGAGUUUCACUGAGGUUAAUAGAUGGAAUGGAGAUCCCCAGGGAGCCUUAUUACCCUAGUUUCGGGGAGGAUCACUUCUAAAGGACAUUUAAUGACAUUUUAGAAAUCCAUGCAAAAUGACAAGAGACUAAGAGAGAGAGAGAGCAGAGUUCCUUAGGAAAUAUACAAAUAUAUAGAUGAUUAGAUUUACCACAAUGCUCAGCUCAUUCAGUGUUACAAAACACUGCCUUUGCUUUGGCAUUGUGAGAGCGCAUGGCUGUGAUCCUCAGUUCAUUUGCCAGACCUGCAUAUAUUAACAAACUACAACUCCUAUCAGUGCUGUGUUGUGUUUUGGGUUGACAGUAGUUCAUGGGAGUUGUAGUUUGCAAAUAGUUGGAGGCCCAGUACUGGUACAGCUUUGCUUUAUGCAGAAGGCACAGAAGCAUACGUUAAAGUUUUACAGUACAAAUGAAAUACAUUGAUUUUAUUUGUAUAUUUGAUAGCCAGUUAUAUAGCACAAGCUAUAGUUCAAAACGUCUGCUUUAUAAAGUGCCCUUAUAAAUACAUCCUGCAUUAAAGUUUAGAUCAACAGCAAAAACAGAUGUGAGAAAGACUGAACUUGAUGGACGCAUUUCUUUUUCAGCUUUGUAGCUAUAUAACUUUAAUGCAGCCUUGAUCACACUAGAUUCAUGGUGACAAAUACCGCAUUUCUUCAUAUUUGUACAUUUUGCUUUUUUUCUUUGUUUAGCAGAAUUUUCAUUUUGGAUAUUACAGGAACAACAAAAAUAUAUUUCUAGCUAGUGACAAAUCUUUCCUGUAAGCGGAGAUUGAGCCCGUCUGAGAGCAAAAGUUACAUUUCAACAAAACAAGAAUUGUUCAUGCUUUGUGUCGACAGCUUGUCCUAAGCUAGCUAUUAUCCAUUGGCUCUGCUCCUAUCAUUCAAUCCUUUCCUUGUCCCUUCCGCAACUGAAAAUUAUUUCCUGGUGGUCAACAAAGCAAUCACUUAACUAAAGAGUCAGAGUGAUGAUAGUUUUGUCCUCUGGAUCCGUAGGCAGUCAAGUUAUGGGUGUACUAUUUAAAUUAUAACAUCUUCUCCGUUUAGCAAGAACAUUACAUAAUUGAGACAGAUAUUCCUUGCAGAGUAAUGAAUAGUUAAUUGCACCUCAAUAAUUCAUAUUGAUUGCUUUGAGUGGUUUUGCAGCUACAAAAAGACAUUCUGUGCAGUAUGUACUUUUAUAACUUUUUUUUUUUUUUAGUUUAGCCUAUUAAGUAUUGGACCAGUAUAAUUAGAAGACAUUCUGUGAGUAUACGUUUAUUCACACAAGGGAAUUGACAGGGUGUGUGCCUAUUUUUUUUAUUCAGCAUAGUUACAUUUCAAAAAAUCUAUUGAUUUGAAAACGUUUUAAAUUCUGCUGUUUUGGCCUAAAAAUACACUUCUAUUCUCUGUUCUCCACAAUUACUGGUUUAGUGAAUCUAAUUCCAUCUAAAGGUCCUGAUAUCUUUCCAAAGUUAACUAGGAGAUGUUACAGUGUUUUUCAAACACCUGCUCAGGACCACCACCAGACCAAAAUCAUAUAAAAACCUUAUUUUUGCUCAGAUGGGCUGUAUGUGCUCGAGUAGUGAAUUCCAAACAUUGCCACUAAGCAAAUACCUUUCUGUACAGCUAUAAUUUCCAUCUGGCAUGAUAUUAAAUGAUCACUCCAAACACCUAAAGCACUUGCCUUAUGUGUGAAGAGACCCCUUUUUUCAUUUUAGAAAAUAGGCAAUAGAAAUGAGCACGUUAAUGAAUUAUCCUAUGUCAAUCAGACAACAGGUCAUGUUACUUCCUGGUUUGGUUAGCUCAGUGAAGCUAAUCUCAAGAGACAGCAAUUGCCCAGAACACCUGCCUUGCAAAAACUUCUCAUUGAGCUGCAUUGGGCAGUCUGUGAUUGGACAGCCACAGAAAGUAUGGGCGGGUUUAGUAGGGGAGAGCUUGAAAGGCUGCAGACAAUAAAUCUGCAAUUUUUUACAAGCUAUUUUUAAAUACAACCCCAAUGUAAAAAUACAUAAUUAAAUGAAUCAUGUUUUCAUUGAUGGUAUAUCUACUAAAUAGUGAUUUUCUUUUUGUAUUUAAGCAGUGGAGUGUCCCUUUAUUCCUACGUGCUACAGAGCACAAAUAUUCUUGUAUCUUUCAACAUCAUACAAAUUCUAUCUAGUACUGUCUGACUGCGUCUUCUCGGGAUAGCAUAUAUAUUUUACAAGCUGAUCAGCUCUGUCCAUGUAUCUUUUGACAACAUGUGGAAUUCAUAGUUUUGAAGCAUAUUUUCAAAUUCUGACUGGUCCUGAGUAGAAGUUUAUAGAAUAUAGUGUCCUCACUCUUUUUCAUUUAGCCUCCCUGAUGCAUCUGGCUUAUGUCAAUUCUUCUUAAACCAAUUCUAAAGGAACUAUAUAAUGGUCUAUGUAUUAUUUUUGGUAGUAGCAUCAUAUAUUAUUGGAAAACUCGCUGUAGUGGGCAUGGUGCCCCUUCUCCACUGUAAAGAGACAACCCAUUUUUAAAUAGUUUGACUUCCAGAAUGUUCAAAGUUCCUCAUCAGGACCUUACAUUAGCUCUCCUUAGCUAAGCACUUCUUUAAAAGGGGGAGAAGAGGGGAGGAGCGACUUCAGUGCACUCCUGCAACCAUAACCACUCUACUGAUUAUGAUUCUUGGAGUGUUGCUUUAAUAUCUCCAUUGGGACACAAUAAAGCCUUGUUUGUUGGUGGUCCAUUAGAACUGAUAUUUGCACAUAUUGGAUGUUGUUACAAGCUGACCCCUUAAGAUAUGAUCAUUUAAUUGCCACUAAUCUAUGUAGCAACACUCUAAUUAUGAUAACUAACUGGUCGUAAAUCCAGGCCUAGUGGCAAUAUUGACUUGUUAGAACUAAGUGACUGACACCCAUAAUAGUGUUAUCUAGCAUCAUCAGCCAUUUAUAUGUCAUUUAUGUAUAUUUUUGCAGGGUUUCUUCUUAUAAAAGUUACAUACCUGUGAUAUCCCAAUAUAUGUAAAUCUGUUCAUAAUAUGAAAAUGAUCUAGUCUUCAUUUUGCAAAAAAUAAACAAACACACAAACAAACAACCUUGUUACAGUAAAAUGAUAUGGCUUUACAAAUGUCAAUAAUUACAUUCCUACAUGGUUCUGUAAAAAUAAGUUUAGAGUAUAAAGGUGUCAACAUUAGAUAUGGUGGGGUUUAGUGAAUUUAAAUGAAAAUUGCAAAGUUUAGGCAGAAGGUACUAACCUGGAAAAUGUAAUCAUACUUAUAAUCAUACCUUGGCUAUUUUAGCUUAAAAUUUGCAGCCGGGUAUCCAGUACGUAUUCAAUUCCAAUAGGACUGUUUCCUAAGCAGAUACCAAGGAAUUCACCAGGAGAUUGCAAACUGUAGGCUAAAAAAGCAGAACAAAAACAUUGCUUGAGAAUUGUUCAAAAUCGGCUGUUUUGUCCUGCCUUUUAGUGGUUUCUAAGGAAUUUCUGAAAGUUCAGGAUUAGUGAAAAACUCUGGGGUUUAUUGAAAAAUAGAAACAAAUUGAAAUUUGAAUUACAAAACUCAAGCUCAAAGGCCAACAAAUUAAACAACUCGGGCUACAUGUAACCACUUCCUUACAAAAUGUGUCUACCUGGACGGCCAAAUGUCUUUUGCUUUAAAGUUAGUCUGAAAUAAAAAAAACAAACAAACAAAAGAGUAAAAACAAAUGCAAGGCUUAAUGCUCCUGCACUGCUCCUCCUCUUCUUACUAAACCAAUCUUCCCCUGUAUUGACUGUGUUCAGCUUUCAGAGAGAAUGUGCAUGACCCCAACACUCUGUACAGUAGAGAACAGGAGAGCAUUAAACGGGGAUUGAGGCAAGGAGUACAUUAAUAUACUGCAUAUAAUGUGCACCAGGUAAGCACUGCAAUUUGCAUCUGCACUUUAAUGUUGACCAUCGUAUGUAGCAUUAUAGCCAUAUUCAGUUAUUAUAAUUUUAUAGAUAGUUUGGGAACCUACAUUUCCAAACAUAGAUAUUCAGGACUUAUGUAAAGCAAUUGAGUGGUCAGGAGUAUUGACAGUGUAUUUGAAAUUGUAAGCCAAAAUAGCUUAGCUAGUAACAUUAUAGCUUAGCUAGAAAUUUCUUCCAGUUCAGCUAUAUUUGCCUAAAAUCUGAAAUUGAUUAUUCAGAUCGUGAUUAUUUUCAAUGCACUGAAUAAUCUUCACAAAAUAUUAGAAAUAUUUUGUAACGAUUGGUAGGCAAGGGGGGGUGGGGGGAGGGGUUCUGCCAAUUAUCAUUAUUUGUGAUAUAUGCUUACAAAAUUAUUGCCUAACCAUAUAUUAUUUUUAAUGUGGCACACAACUCCUGCAUUUCCAAUUUUGAAUCGGUUUUAUGCUAUAUUUUUUAUGAUCCAACAAAACAAAACAAAAAAACAAAAUGGGGUUUAGCUGUAAAUAUAUAUAUAUAUAUUUAUUUUAUUAAAUUUUUUUAGGUGGUUAAGAGGACAGUACUUAGUGCCAAUAUGGAUAAAACAUUCCCAGCCUGGAAUUAAGUUUACCUCCUAAGUUAUUCGCACUGUGGAAAGAUUUUAGCAUAUAAUGGGAAUUCAGAUAACCCUUUUAGGCUAUUUUGUAAGAUUAGGCAGUGAUGGACACCUCUAUAAUGUAUUUACCUGCUACUCCCCUCUGUGAGCAGGUCCCAGUGUCCUUUAUACAUUUAAUGUUCAGGAAGAAUCUAACCUGAAUGGUACACUUUGGGAAGCUUUCAAGAUGCUAUCACCCAUAGUUAAUCUGAUUUGGAUAAACCUGUUUAACUGGGCCACUUUUGAAGGUAAUUUAUACAAUUUGACUGAUUCGUUCUAUAGCUGUUAGAGCGGAUUUUUUUUUUCAAUGGAACAUAUCAUAAUCCUGAACUGUAUUGUCCUUUUGUAUUAGGGUUAGGUUAAAGGAAAACACGAUUACCCGAUAGCCCUGUUGUUAAAUUGCGUCUCAGAGUCAUUUUAAAAACAGGUUCUCCUUUGAAUCUUUUAAAAUUAUUUCUUGUUAUUUAAAAAAAAAAAAAAAAAACCUGGUUACCCAAUGUAUUUGUUAUUAGGCUAGUUGAGCUCGUUAUAAUAAUAUAAUUAACCCAGCCAGCGAAUAAACACAAUAGCUGAAUUCUGCUGCAGAAACAGCUAAUCUGAUGUCAGGUUCUCUGAUUUUUUACAGUGAAACUCACCUUUUAAAGUGAAAUUCGCACAGGUGACACAUUUGAAUACAUUGUUAAACUUUGCAAAGAAAAAAAAUAUUUUUCCUUAGCCAUUAAUAUGUGAUGUAAAUGGGACGGCUGAAAAGAACAACAAAAGUUGACAAAGGGUGGAACUUUAGUCACGCUUCACUGCUUUUGUUAGUUUUGUCAUCAUUAUUAUUAUUUAAAGCACCAACAAAUUCCGCAGCGCUGUCAUUGGCCCCGGAUUGAAGUACUUACCUCCGCCCUGCGCCAUUUCACGUCUUAGAAAAUGAUAGAUUACGGCGCAUAGAAAGAGGAACUGGCAAUCCGUAAGUUAGAGUAAGUUAUUCCAGUCGUGGUUCUGAAAAUGGGUGACGAUCGAUUCAUGUGGCUUUCAGCCGAUGGAUCCAUUGAGUGAUAGAUAUGCUUUAACUGAAUAAGAAGAUUCAGCCAGUUUGUGGCUGAAUGUAGUAUAAUUGGAGGAAAAAUAGACGAAAACUUAUUAAUUUUACCUUGGUAAAGUUUAUAAACUUCACAUUUACUUGCAGCCUUAUUAGAGAGGUACACACAUAUAUUCUGCUAAAUUGACUUACUAGUUUAAAUAAUUGCCAGAUGGGAAAAAAUACAUACUUAAAGGGAUUCUCUUUCCUCAAAUAAAGUUUAUCUUAAAAGACCACUAUAGUGCCAGGAAAACAAACUCAUUUUCCUGGCACUAUAGUAUUAAUAGGUCCCCCCCACCUUCAUGGCCCCCCUCCCGCCGGGCUCUAGGGGGAGGAAGGGGUUACCUUUCUCCAGCGUCGGGCUCCCUCGGCGCUGGGGACUCUCCUUCUCCUUCGGUCGUCAUUGGCUGAAUGUGCAUGCGCAUUCAGUCAGUCCAUAGGAAAGCAUUUCUCCAUGCUUUCCUAUGGACGCUGGCGUCUUCUCACUGUGAAAAUCACAGUUAGAAGCGCGGAAGCGCCUCUAGCAGCUGUCAAUGAAACAGCCACUAGAGGCUGGAUUAACCCAUAUGUAAACAUAGCAGUUUCUGUGAAACUGCUAUGUUUACAGCAGGCAGGGUUAACCCUAGAUGGACCUGGCACCCAGGCCACUUCAUUAAGCUGAAGUGGUCUGGGUGCCUAUAGUGGUCCUUUAAUGAAGUUAUAUUGAGGUAAGGAGUACCUGGGCAUGUUCUUACCUAAAGGGGUUUAACUUUUUCUAAAUGGUUUAAAAGUGAGGCCCAUCUGCUCUUGUUUCCUAUGGCCUUGCAGCAGGUGUUCCUAUGCUUUUGCUUGGGUGGUGGUGAUUGACAGCUGAUGCUUUUAGCCAGUUGCUGUUGCCCAAAAAGAAGCAUUUAAAGGAGUGUUGGAAUUGCAUCAUGGAUCACAGAAAGCAAGAGAGAUGGGCACCGGAGUUUCAAGUUUGUGUUAAAUUGAACAAAAACCGCUUAACCCCUUAAUAAAUGUGAUGUUUAUAAACUUCAUGAACGUUUACUUCUUAUCUUUCUCCACUUAUAGCAUAGGUAGUUAUGGUCCUUGGGUUAUCCGCAUUACCAUUUUCCCUUGGCAUAGAAUGCUAAAUCAGCAUGCUGUUAGGAUAUAAAUUAAAGGGACACUAUAGUCACCAGAACCACUACAGCUUAAUGUAAUGGUUCUGGUGUCUAUAGCAUGUCACUGUAGCCUUCGUACUGUAAAAGCUGCCUUUUCAGAGAAUAGGCAGUAUUUACAUUGCUGCCUAGUAACACCUUUAGUGUCAGUCACACAGACGGCCACUAAAGUGCUACCUGUGUCAGUUCUGCAGUAUGCAGCACUGACGUUCAUUGUCUCCAAGCCCUGCAUGGAGACGCUGCAAGUUCCCCUUAAAGAUAUAUUGAUUCAGUGCAUGUCUAUGUGAAGAUGCUGAUUGGUGCAGCGUGCUGCUGCGAAUGCACAGUAGCUGGAAUGGCUGAGAUCGUCAAGUUUGAUAAUUUCAGCCUUGGAGGCGGGGACAGCUGUGACAAGAUCGGAGCGUAGUGGGGGAAAAGGUGAGUAAAAUCACCUUUAAUCUCUAGAGAGAGUGGAGCCAGUGACCUAAUGCUGCAUUCCAGUACUAUAGUGUCAGUAGUAUGUUUGUACUCCUGACACUAUAGUGCUCCUUUAAUGUCAAUGUAUUGAGCACACUUUGUGCUGAUUUAUAUAGCACUAUACCAUAGCAUACUAGCUAAAAAACACUGCUCUAGAGCUCCGUCUCCCUUUCUUGUCUUUCACUGGCAAUUAGAGAGGGGAAGAAUAUUCUAUUAGGAGUGAAUGUAUAGAAAAUAAUGUGACCUCAAAGUAUUUGAUUUCAACCUUUUUAUGCCAACGAACAGGAUUUAAAACAGUAUUUCGUACUUGUAUAUUAUACUCCCGCCACAACUCACUGGGUUAUAUUGUAAAUAAUAGAGCUUCGAGCUACUGUAUUCUGGGUAAGGUGGAAUGCAAUGGGGGGAGUCACGCCAUCCUUAGUCUCUUUGCACAUCUCUUUGGCUAAGGGGAGGUCUGGCCCUCUUAACAAAUGAGGAUAAUAAAUAGAAAGGCACAAAAUGCCGAUAGAAUGCUCCCUUUUUUUCUGGUUGGGAGUGCUGUGUUAGCAGACACCUCUGACAUUAAAUUUACCCUGAGAAGCUGUAAUGUUUGUCACUGUCUCCUUUUGUUGGCAGAUUUAUCAGCGGGCUGACUGUCAGCUCAGGGGUAUGGAAUGCAAGGGAGACCAUGCCUAUUGGUCUCUUCCUUUGUCAGACUAAAGGAACACACACAAUACAUCUUUUCCUACACAUAGAUCCUUCUUUAUGGAAAGUUGAGACUGGAAUAUUGGUGAUGCAAUAUAUGUGCAAUACACUAGAAAAGAGAAGUGAUUAUUUUAUCCCGAUACAUAUUUUUAUACACAAGUUUGUUAUCUUUGCGAACACACACACACACACACACACACCCUCCCCCCCAACAAAAAACAUACUCUUCUAUUGCAUAUUUAAUAACUAACUUCCAUUGAUCAUAUUUAAUGUGGUACACUAUAAUUGCUUCUCCUACACUAUUAUUAAUCAUCUAAAUUGACGUUUAAACGUGACUAAGACUAUGUGCUGCUCAGUUUCAAAGAUGGCCAACAUGAUGUGACAGCCUUAAUGGCUAGCAAAGCAUCAUGGGAGUUGUAGUUUUUUUUGUUUUGUUUUUUAAACCAGCUGGAGGUCUACCCUUAAACUAUUCCCUGCUAUUCAAUGUAGCAAGAUAAUGAGAAUGAUGCUAUUAAAACAUUGUAUCCGGUAGUUUUUCCUCCUGCCUUUGAUACCAUAAAAUGGUACACAGACAAGGAUCUUUAAUUAUAAGUCACCUUUCAUGUCCAUGAUCCUAUAAACAAUUGGUUGUUUGUAGGGGGGCUCAGCUUCCUUUGUAUAUGGAAAGAAACAUUGGUUCAGCAGAUCCCCCCCACCUCCCUCCCUAAUCUGAGACUGUUCCAUCACACACACUUUCAUGUCCUAAUCCACUGGAUACACAAUGUGAGACUUGCUGAGGACCUGUGAUUGGGAUUAAAGACAGAGGAUACAGUCAGAGAUGCUAACCAUGUAGCAAACCUCUAUUUAUCCUUCCAUUACAAGAAUAUUUUUUUUCCCUGCAGUCUGGGUUGCUUACUGCCAAAAUAUUUUUCACACUCUGAAAGUCUAUAACAAUAUAACAACAGAUCACAUUCUAGGCACUGGUAGCAUACAUUCAUUGCAUUCAUAUCGCUGAUGUAACACUAAUUUAUUAUACAGAGGCAUGUCCUGCACAUUUCUUUUCUGUCCUAGCACGCCAUGUGUUAGUUAUUUCUCUGAUGGUCUGCUUUUCUUUGUCAAAGGGGAAAAUCAGUUAAAAAACUGUAAUGCUUAAAUUCAAGAGCAAGUCAUAUUGGAAUGUGAUCGUUUACACAUAAGGCCUUCUGUGAUAUGUUAUAAUUUUAUAUAUGGGCAUUCAAUGAUGCAUGUUUGAGCACAUUCACAGCACUGGGAGCAGGUCUAGUUGGGUGGAAAUAACAUGAGUAUGCACACUAGGCUGACAUUUCACCUUUGCACCAAGUAUUCAAUCACAAGAAGAGCUUUUGGUGUGGGUAGUGUUGGGAGUCAAGCUUUGUAAGUUGUUAUGGUGGAGCACUGAGUCACCUAGUUUUGGGAGUCACACUAACCCAUGACACUAUAAUCACUGUGAUAUUUAUCACUGCUUCAGUUGUGCAACGCAGACAGUAUGACCAUAUAAUAACUCUGCAGAUGUUUAUUUUGAUCGGUUUUCUAGGGCAAAGUUGAGACAGUCUCCAAUGUCAUCUGACUUUAGGAGUCUAAAAUAAUAUGCUAUUACUGAUAAAAAUUAUUUGGGCAGUUACACAGCUGCAGCAAUCAGGGAAUAAAUUAUUAAUUUAAAUACAAAAAUGUACCUAGCAAAACUAAAGGGGUGCUAGAGCAAACUAGGUCAUGCUGAGUGACAGCUGGGUCACUUAAAAAGCCUUUUAACAUCUAAGCUCAAUAAGGACGUUAACCCCUUCCUACCAACAUGUUGCUUUUUCUCACCCUCUUUCCUUCGCAUUCCUCUUAACACUUGGUACGUGUGGUACAUGUGUUUGUUAUUAUGGGGGAUGGGGUUUGAGCGUAUACAAGUGUGGCUUGAGGUCAUCUAGGCAUCAAAGGGCACACGUAAAAAGAAAAGCAGAUCUGGGUCAUUUUAAACUGAUUUCCUGUUACCGUUUGAGCUCAGAUUGAAACAGCCUAUUGAUUGUAAACGUUUAAGAAACCUGCUCACUCACAGCGUAAUGCCCCCUGUGGAUGAAAUGUUAGAAAUACAGCCCAACAUUAAUCCACCUAUCAUAUGGGCCUUGUAACCAUUGUGGCUCAUGUUGAAGGCCGCCUGCUUUUGGCACUUGACCGCAAACUACUGUAUAUUCAGAUAUACAUUUAUUGGUGGUUAUAGCAGACACUGAUAAGAAAAAAACAGCUCUGUGUUGCUUCCUUAUUUCCAUAGCAGGGUUAGAAAAUAUGUAUGUGGUUGUGUAGGCUAUUAUUAUUUAUAUUGCAUGCUUUAUUCUGCAACACUGUAUCUACAAGCAUCCUUCGUUAUGAGGACCAUCUAGUACAUGGCCAGUAAUUGAUUGUGGUUGGGGAAUUGUGACUUCAUAAGACUCUUUAAGUUUGUAGUAUAUAAUCUGUAGAUUCUCUGUCAGUGUUUUAAGUGCCAAACUCUAGGUCAGUGUGAGCAUGGUUCCAGUCAGCAGGGGCAGCUAUAAAUUCCUUUUGUUGAGAGGAGGUGGAGAGGCUGUGGUUUUCACAUUGGGUUGUUCUUUGAUGUCAGUCAGAGGUGAGCGAGCAAAGAAGAGACGUCAGUUUGUAGUCUGUUUAUGUGAGUAGUCUCUAACAUAUAUUUAUUCAAAAGCAAAUUUGGAAAAUAUUCACUUGAAAAUGAUCUGCAAGUUGGGUUGCUGAAUUGGGUCACCAUUGAAAUGCAUAGGAACUCCAAAAGCCUUUUAUGAAUAGUAUAGGUGAUCAUCUUACACACAUAUAUAUAAAAUAAUUCAUUUUUCACAUUUACGACUGCUAGUUGAUAUGUUAUGGAAUCCUGCUGUCUGUCAGCUGGUAUGGAAUAGCUACUCUCAUACUCCUAAGACAUGCGAAGAAAAGGUAUAUUUAAAGAGUGGGUGAUGAGAGUAAACUCCAAAAUGGCUGGGGGUGAUGAAUGUUUAAUUCUCACCACAACUGGAAUGUUACAGCUUGCUUAACCUGUAUGCAGACAGUCUAGUGUGUUGACAGGUUACAACUGCACACAUACAUUCUAUGUGAUAGAGCUGUCAAUAAUUCUAUUUACACUGGAUCAUUUAUUAGUUCCAUCAUCGUACCCACGCCUUUGUCUGUGCUCGUACGUCUGUUUUUUCCUCAGUUGUUUACCCAUUCUUUUUGUUCUGUUCUAAAACCACGCAGUUUCAUUGUGCUUCUUCUGUUUGUGUAGUCAUCUUUUUUACAUGUUUAGCAUGUCUGCUCUUGAAGUUGUGUUUUUCUUGGUUGAAAGUCUUUAGCCUUGGUUCUCCAUUUGUAGGAAUAAAACAAAGACGGUCUCAGUCUAGGCUUUUUAAAAGUUGAAGAAGUUCUACUGGUGAAAUAUUUUGCUAGUGAAACGCUGAUAAUCUAUUAUUAAUGCUAAUGUCCAGGUUUUUUUUAAAGACCUUUCUCUACUAACAAACCAGGGCUAAAGGUACACUCCAAGUGCUAUAACUGCCUUUACUUUUUGCUCAAGUUAUGCUUCAAGGAGCUUCCUUAAAUUUUUAUGUUAUACAUUUUAGCUGCAGUAAUACGCAAAUAUUGCUGCUGCUAUAAACCCUUUACUUUGUGAUAUCACAGUUUCCCCUUGGGUGUACAAUUCCCAAGUGUUUGGCAGGGGUUCAAUUCAGCCCAUUCCUGGUCAAUGCAGAUGCUGAAGAUUUGCAGCAAAUUUGUAAUAUUCAGAUUUAAGUACCUAUUUUUUUUUUAUAUUUUCUCCUUUAUUUUUGCAUUUUUGCAUAAUAGUCUUGCUACUAGGUGUUAAUCGUUGCUGGUGGAGACAGAAUAAGUUACAAUUAUUUCUUAAGAUGUUUUUGUUUUCAGGAUACUUGUCUACAAAUGAAAUGGUUUACGUAAAAAUAUGGUCCAACGUAGGAUACUCUACAUAACCAUUUUUAAAUGUUUUGCUGUAAAUCCGAUUUAUAAUUGUAACCUGUUCUAACAGUGUCCUUUGUUUUCUUCAGGUUGGUGGUUACUGAAUUGUCACAAAAAUGAGUGUAGCCGACUUUGAUGCUGCCAUGGACUACAUUGAAGGUGCAAACUCCAGUGACCUCAACUUGAGCUGCUCAGGUGGUGACUGUUUCAUUGUGGAAUCUUUAUCAUGCACUAGCACGUUGAACAAGAGUGCUCUGCUCUAUAGCCUGUCCAUUGUCUACAUAUUUAUAUUUGUAAUGGGUCUCAUUGCUAAUUCAGUAGUCAUUUGGCUCAACCUCCGGGCAAAGUCCACUGGGUAUGAGACUCACUUAUAUAUUUUUAACUUGGCUGUGGCUGAUCUGUUUGUUCUCCUCACCUUGCCUGUCUGGGUGGUGUCCUUAGUUCAACAUAAUCAGUGGCCAAUGGGGGAGAUGACUUGCAAAAUCACCCACCUGAUUUUCUCCAUCAACCUGUACAGUAGCAUAUUCUUUCUCAUGUGCAUGAGUAUUGACCGCUACUUUUCAGUAUCACUACGUGGAAACGCAAGUCAGCGUAGAAGAAAGAUCAUACGCCGAUUGGUCUGUGUCCUUGUGUGGCUGGUGGCAUUUGCAGUGUCAUUCCCUGAUACAUACUACUUAAAGACUGUAACUUCUCCAGUCAACAAUGAAACUUAUUGUCGAUCUAUAUACCCAGAAGAUUACUUAAAGGAAUGGGUCCUGGGAAUGGAGGUUCUGUCCAUUAUAGUGGGAUUUAUUAUUCCAUUCCCAAUUAUUACAGUCUUCUACUGUCUCCUGGCAUGGACUCUAUCUUCUUCCUCAUCUGCUGGAGAUCAAGAGCGCAGAAUCAGUGGGAGGCUCAUAGUCUCUUAUGUAGUGGUCUUCAUGGUAUGUUGGCUACCCUACCACAUCAUGGUCAUGUUGGAUGUCUUGGUUUUUGUACAUCUGAUCCCAUUCAACUGCCAGCUAGAUAAUUUCCUUUAUGCUGCCCUUCAUAUCACCCAAUGUUACUCCCUUCUCCACUGCUGUAUCAAUCCGAUCCUCUACAGCUUCAUCCACCGGAACUACCGCUAUGAGAUCAUGAAGGCCUUCAUCUUCCGUUAUUCAUCAAAGACUGGACUUACAAAGCUUAUUGACUCUUCUAAAGUAUCAGAGGCAGAAUAUUCAGCUGUGGAGCAAACACCAAAAUGAAAUAUUUUAUAAGACUACACUGGCUGCUUUUACUGUUCCCCUACAGUACUUAUCGGGGUGCAUGGGACCAAAUUUCAUUCAUGUUUCUGCCCUUGCUGGUAGAUGAGAAAGCGGGGUCCUGGCAAUUUACCAUGUUAUGCUUGACAUGAAAGACCUUAACCAAAAAUCUUUCAAUAUAAUUAUUUGCACCAGAAAUUCUGUUCUGUUGUUAAACACUUAUCACUAUAAUAUACUUAUCAUUGAGAGCAAUAUUAUUAUAUUGUAAAGAGCACUGAAACUGGGGCAUAAAUGCCCCCUUUUGCGUUGACUGGGCAGCUGCAAGUUAACUCUCUUUUUAGCCAUAUAAUGGUAAAGUCAGCAGCGCUUGGACUACUUUCACAGUCGACGUUGCACAAUAUUGUAAAUAGAGACAUUACAGCUCAACACUCAGACUUGGCAGCGUCCCAGAGUAUUAAGUCACACAUCCUAAUAGGCAAUACCCAGCCUCCAAAUGCUGACAGCCACUGCCUUUGUAUUAUAUGUAUUAUAAAACACCUUCUCUAAAGCCCUUAUAUAAAUAUAUAUUUUUCUAUAGCUUAUUGUAUUUAAAAAAACAUUUUUUUUAAAAACUGGCCGUACUUUGUAUUUGAAAUUCCAAUAGACAUUUUAUAUAUCUGCAUAUAUGUAAUAUCUAUAUUUUUGAAGUUGUAAUGUUAUGUGAACAUUGGAAUUGCUUCUUGUUUUAUAUGUUCCUUUGAUGGUUUGACGAACAAUCCAAAGCUCUUCUAAGCCAUUAAAGUUUUAUACAAGCUUAAAUUGGUGUGUUCCUUUCUGGCAUUUGUAGCUGUUUCAAAAUAGAACCGAAAGAAUAAAUUGGAUUGUACCUCCUG